Apis laboriosa (Himalayan honeybee) is the source of this 4363-nucleotide messenger RNA. RefSeq lists its product as uncharacterized. The record is from RefSeq and is a predicted model, not a curated record. Gene Ontology annotation, molecular function: protein binding. The transcript has a single exon. Lineage: Eukaryota; Metazoa; Arthropoda; Insecta; Hymenoptera; Apidae. Gene Ontology annotation, cellular component: extracellular matrix. Bases 250 to 3216 code for a protein of 988 amino acids.
UCUGCUCGCGGUCUGGCAUCGUCGGUGUAUACUCGCGAGUUUUGGCGGCAUCCCUUGAUUUCGAGGAGGCGGAUCGUCGAAUCUGCCCGUUCGAUGAGAACUCGUGAGAACGCGCGCCUAUGCUCGGUGCACCAAGAAGCCUCGGCAAGAUCGCGCGGUGGUACCCCAGGACGGUGGCGGCGUGAGCCGUUCGAGGAUUAUUAAUCAUCGGCCGUUCGAGAUGUGAAGACGCCGCCGUAGCUGGAAGCGAUGUGGCUUCCGUUCAUACUGCUCGCCUUGAUGGCGAGCGGUUCCGCGUGUCCGGAUCUGUGCGAGUGUCAUCAAAGCGGCGGCGGGGAGAGGGACUUGCCGGUGUUCGUACGCGUCAAGUGUCGCGGACGCGCGCCGGGAUUGUCGGAAUUGCCGGCCAGGACGAGGAGUCUGGCCGUGGACGGUGCCUACGAUUACGAGGUGAUCGGUCUGUUCGAGGAGCUGGAAGUGAGCGAAACGUUGAGCGAGUUCCAAGUGAUCGGCAUUACGUCGAACGUCGAACGGUACGACGUCGACGUAAACGACACGGCCGGCGAUGCGUCGGCGGAUCCCGAUAACGCGACCACCACUAUCAUCGCCGCCGCCGCCGCCGCCGCCGCCGCCGCCGCCACCACCACCACCGCCAUCGUCGCCACUACUACCAGUACUGCUACCACGACCUCCACCACCACCACUACCACCACCGCCGCCACCACCACCAGCACCACCACCACCAGCACUACUAUUCUACUACCCUACCUCGACGAAUUGUCCGUGACGAACUGUUCGUUGGUGUUCUUGAACGUGUCGUGGCACGGAUUCGAGCGCGUCACAGCGUUGAACCUGUCGCGAAACAAUCUGGCACGGUUGAACGAUGUGACGGUGGGCCGUGCGAUGAAUAUGAGCGAGCUGACGCGUUUCGACUUGUCCGACAACUCGCUGACGGACGUGAGUGCCGGGGCUUUUAGGACGCUUGCGGGAUUGGUGAGGUUGAGUUUGCGUAGGAACGCGAUAUCGAACGUGCACGAGGACGCGUUCCGGGGGCUGGACCGGUUGGAGUUUCUCGAUUUAUCGGACAACAGGCUGGCCGAUCUGCCCGACAGCGCGUUGACACCCCUCUACUCGUUGCAGAAGUUGGAUCUGAGCGGGAAUCAGCUACAAGUUUUGGGCGCCAGGUGGUUCGAGAGCCUGGACAGAUUGAGGGAGCUCGACGUUUCGAGGAACGGUUUGGCGCGGGCUGCUUCCGGAACUUUGCAACCGCUUCCGGGAUUAUCGAUACUAAAACUCUCGGAGAACCCUCUGAAAGAGAGGGACGUCUCGCUGCUGUUGGGCACAGGCAGACGCUUGGAAACCGUGGACGCGUCUCGCACGGGUUUGGCCAGGGUCCCGGCCGCGCUCACGAGAUCGGUCAGGGCGCUCAGAUUGGCCGGCAACAAAUUAACCACGAUCAGGGGGGGCGACUUGGACAGUUACCCCCUCCUACGGAUACUGGACAUCUCGGAGAAUCGGUUGACGGACAUCGAGGACGACGCUCUCGGCCGGCUGGAGGUUCUCGAGGAGCUGGACAUCUCGGGCAACGUUCUGGCCAAGGUGCCUGGCAGCCUGCCGAACAGUCUCACCAGUCUCAAGCUGGAACGAAACGCGAUCGGCCGUUUGAGAACGGACGAUCUCCAAGGAUUGUACAAUUUGAGAUGGUUGACGUUGAACGACAACGACAUCGAGGAGAUCGAGGUUGGGGCCCUCGGCCAAUUACCGGUGCUCGAAGAGCUCGAUCUUUCCGAUAAUCCCGUUAAAACGUUGCCGGCUAAUACCUUGAGCGGGCCGAGUAAUCUGGCCAAGCUUCGUAUGGCGGGAUUAACCUCGCUUCGGGGGGAGCAACAGGAGCAAAGCGACAUGGCGUUUCCUGUGCCCACGCCGGAAAGGCUUGUCUACCUGGACGUGUCGAGAAGCCCGGUCCUUGCCAGGCAGCUUCUCGCCGACGACGCCGCGUUGUCCGCCUGCAAGAGCUUGAUCGAAUUGAACUUGUCCCGAACGAACUUGACGGGGCUGAGGUUCGAUCUGCCGUACGUGCUUCCGCAAUUGCGCGUCCUCGACUUGGCCGGGAAUCGUUGGAACUGCAGCGAGGACCUGUACUGGUUGGGCGAGUGGGUGAGGCAGCACGAGCGACCGAACGAAGACGUGCGUUGCGAUACACCUGGCCGAUUGUCGGGAUCGCCGCUCUACGAAUUACCAUCGCCCCCUAGCCCUCCACCCACCGCUGCCCCGCCGACCGUCAUCAUCACGCCGCCCACGACAUUAUCGAUUCCGCCUCCGAUCGAACGUUCGUCUCGUUUUAAUAACCCGACCGCGUCUACUUCCAACGCAUCCACUACCCACCUAGGGGCCACCGUCGCCUCCGUCCACCCGUUAUCCGUUAUCACCGCCACCGAGGAUCACGAGAAUCGAUCGCGAGCCGAUCGAGAUCGUCGUCCCUCCCUCGUCGCCGAGGACUCGUCGCCGAUCGUCGAGGAAACGUCGACGAGGCCGGUUUCGUCGCCGGCAACGUUGAGCGGAACGGGCUUCGUGGGGACGACGAGGAGGUCGGGACGGAAGGAGGAGCGAGACCCGGCUAAGAAAGUUAUCGAGGUCGAUCGGGGCGCCGCGGCGGAGAUUAAAAAUUCAAUUAUAGACGUCGGCCGGGGCGCGACGAGCCAUGGAAAACCGUCAAUUAUGGGAAGCGGGGACGAUUCGGGAACUUUGGAUAAUCGCGUAGAAGACGGCAGCGAGCAGGGGGAAAGAAAACUCGGCAAGAUCGCCACCUCCUCGUUCGCCUUCAAGCCAUCGAAAGCUAUCGGCCCCCCGUUGUCGAGGGAGCAGCCGUUCGAGAAGAAGUAUUGGACGAGGAGGAGGGCGAACGAUCCGACGACGAGAGAGAACUCGGCGGUGCUCGGCGGGGAGAGUGAUAAUGAUAACAAGAGGGGCGAUUCGAACACGAUAGCCGAGGAAUUGAACGACAGGAGGGCGACCGAUUCCGACGCAAGGGUCUCCGAGGCUUUGUCCGCUGGCGCUCAUCCGGGGAUGUUGGUGCUGGCUGGCGCUGCGCUCGGCGCGGCAGCCGCGCUCACCGUCGUGUUGUCGCGGCGGGCAACGGUGAGGCGAAGGGACAGGUAUCAUCGGCACGAGAACAUCGAGGUGCACACUCUCACCCCGACCACCGAACUUUGGUGACCGGAAUCCGAGUACGCUCGAUUGUUCGACGGGGACAAGGUAUCUGAACAUCGAGGAUCGCGCGUCGAAAGGACGCGAUUACCGGACGUGUACUUUGCCGAUAUUUAGCAGAAGUAACUUUCACUUUCUUUCUUUCUUUCUUUCUUUCGUUUUCUUCCUUUUCUUUUUUUUUUUUUUUUCUACUUCUUUUACUUUCCUUCCCGCUCGUGCCACAAUCUUUGGAAAGACUUUCGAUUUUCGAAUCGAACGAGAAAUGUGAGAAAAAUAGAGAGACUUUUAUACACGAAUCAAAAAUAUCGAACGAUCGAUCGUUUCGUUCGAAUAGAGUUUUAUCGAGGAUAUAUAUAUAUAUAUAUAUACAUACACACUUUUCAACAACGUUUUCUGGCUACGAACCAGAUUAACCGGUGUACUGGUUUUCAAGUGAACGGAUGAACAUUGAACAUUGAACUAGGAACGAACAAAGCUCGAACGGAUCACCUUACUUCUCGAGGAAGCUCCGAGUAGUUCCCGAAUAACCGCCAGAUUCGGCUUUGUCCGUCGGGAAAUACGCACGCGGUAAAGUUCGGUGAAGGAAACUGUUGGCCGAGAUCCCAUGGAGCCUUGGGAGAAACCUCUCCCUCGAUAUUCCUCCAUCUGCCGAUGAACUCGAGGCGGAGGAGAAAUACGGUGAAAUUUCGAAAAAAAAUCCAAGUGUUUCGUCGACUAUGUAACUCGUCGUCGAGAACGAGUUGGGCUGUUCGUUGAACAAAGGGACCGUGAUGUAUCGAGGACCUUAACGAGGCGAUCGAGAAAAACCAAAGAGGAACGUGCCCUCCCUUUCCUUUCGGUAUCCCGGUGAAAGGAUCUUCGUUUCACUCAAAGCACUGCAGGUGGCAAUAAUUAAAAAAAAAAAAAAAGAAAGAAAGAAAGAAAAAAGAAAAAAAGAAAAAAAAUAAGCGCAGUCUCUCGCGCUGCAUCGAUCUCAGGCGAUCGGAACGUUAAAUAGCACACACACACACACACACACACACACACACAAAGUGACAAUAAUAAUUGUAACGUGCCGCGUUUCUGGAUUGGACGCGUUGUUUUCUCGUCGCGCGUUCCAGGACACUUCUAUGAUCUGGAAGUGUGGCUGGGGCUACGUACGGGGAGGGAAAUGUGG